Molecule: messenger RNA, 1317 nt
Organism: Aedes aegypti (yellow fever mosquito)
Lineage: Eukaryota; Metazoa; Arthropoda; Insecta; Diptera; Culicidae
Exons: 3
Coding region: 1-1317 (438 amino acids)
Source: RefSeq, a predicted model, not a curated record
AUGUCCGAAGUUCUCGCGAAAAAGUGUGAAAAUAGUGUGCGUUCUUCGGCAGUGAAUGAGAAUUCCUGGGAAGCCGGGAAGGAAAAUCGUCCGGCCAGCGCAGAUGCUUUUUUGACACCGAAAGGAGCUGGUUCUCGGAAGCGGAGUCAUGAUGGUGCCUCAAAGCAUGUUUCGAAGCGUUGCAUCAUCGAAAGUUACACACAAGAAGUUGUGAUAAACGGGGAGUGUGUAUAUCGUUGUGUGCUGGAAGAUGGGUGCGAUUAUUUGCAGAAGGUGUUCCGGCCAUCCAACUUUGAGCGACACUUCAGGUUGUGUCACCCGAUGGCUUAUGAUCUCCUAAACAUUGGACCGCUUGCUGGGAAAAGUACCAGUCCUAACACUGAACCAGCUAUAACAAUAAGAAUGACGGUGCAGCGGCUACUUGGAGGAAUUGUUAAGAUGGUGACUAUACAUGGACUGCCAUUUGAAGCUACCGAAUGGGAAGGAUUCCAGGAAGUGGUUGGUCCAUUACUGAAGGCUUACAACUUGACCAUUAAUCGUCACAACAUCACAAAAUAUGUGUCGAAAGCAGCUGAAGGCAUCAAUUUUAUGAUCAGCCAAGAGCUAAAGGGAAAAAUGUUUUCGCUCAAACUGGACAUCGUUUCCAAAAUGUACCGAAGCAUGCUUGGAAUCAACUGUCAGUACAUCAACAACAGCGGUGUUGUUGUUAAACGAAAUUUAGGUAUUAUCGAGCUUCACAAUCGACACACGAGUCAAAACCUCAAAGAAGAGUUGAUGAAAGUACUGCGAUGUUUUUCUGUGGACGUGAGACAAAUAAUUACAAUCACGAUAGACAACGCUUCAAACAUGGUAAAACUUGUUAAGCUGCUGUCAGAUGAAAGUGAAAAUGCGUAUGAAUUUUGUGACACGGAAACCGAUGACGUAAACACACUGGAAAUUGAAGAUGAUGAUUUCAAUGCACUGGAUAGCGAUGUACCGGAAAAACCGGCGGUUCUGGAAUGGGUGCGCGCACUGGAGGAUUUUGCUCCAGAUGAAUUUGUAGCCGCUGUGCGCUGUGGAGCACAUACAACGCAGUUAGUGGUCCACGAUGUUUGCAAGGAGGAGGACCAUAAGGAAACACUCAAAGAUAUAAGAAAGAAGGUGAAAAAGUUCAGAUCGACAGAGUACAAAGCUUUCUUUGACGUCAGUGAAGGAGCUUCGUACCCAUCGCUUCCGAAUGAAACCCGUUGGAACUCUGAUUAUAAAAUGCAGUUGACAUUGAACAAGGAAAGGUCAUUCUUUGAGAAACUGGGGGCUCAGUACCCUGAUCUAGAAUAG